GUUCCGCUGUUUCUAAGUUGGAGGAAGAGAGAUAAACUCUGCUGGAUUUUCCUGACACCGCAAUUAAAACCUGUCAUUCUGAUCACUGGAACAGAUCAACCCAGGAGAAUCCUGCAGAGUUUUCAUCUCUCCUCACUUCAAGCUGAAACAGCUCCCAUAUAAGGCCCCCUAAGACCUGCUCAACCACUGAGGAACCCUCACGGCAGAAUGGAGAAUGGGGAGAGGUUGUGAGCAGUCUGGGCCUUGUGUGUGAGCUAGAGAUGAUGCUGCUACCUACAGGCCACAUGACCCAUCCUGUAAGGACAGGCUUCCUGUUCUUCAACAUACUUCUGCUCACCAAAGCGGAUUCUCCACCAAAGUUUACACGAAGUCCCACCGAUCAGAUCGGGGUGCAGGGGGGUGCGGCGUCCUUUGUCUGCCAAGCCAGCGGUGACCCACAGCCCAGAAUUAUUUGGAGCAAGAAGGGCAAAAAAGUUAGCAACCAGAGAUUUGAGGUGAUUGAUUUUGAGGAUGGUUCAGGAUCAGUGCUGAGGAUACAGCCCCUGCGCACUCCUCGAGAUGAGGCUGUCUAUGAGUGUGUGGCGGCCAAUAGUGCAGGAGAGAUCAGCACCUCCACAAGCCUUUCUGUCUUACGAGAGGAUCAGCUACCUCAAGGCUUUCCCUCCAUAGACAUGGGGCCUCAGCUGAAGGUGGUCGAGCGCUCUCGGACCGCCACCAUGUUAUGUGCAGCCAGUGGCACGCCAGACCCUGAGAUCACAUGGUUCAAGGACUUCCUCCCUGUUGACACCAGCAACAACAAUGGCCGCAUCAAGCAGUUGCGCUCAGGUGCUCUCCAGAUUGACCAGAGUGAAGAAACUGAUCAAGGGAAGUAUGAAUGUGUUGCAACCAACAGUGAGGGAACACGCUAUUCUGCGCCUGCAAACCUCUACGUGAGAGUGCGGCGAGUGCCCCCCAUGUUCUCCAUCUUGCCUCGGGACAGUGACAUCAUGCCCGGUGGCAGUGCCAACAUCACGUGUGUGGCCGUGGGGUCCCCCAUGCCCUAUGUUAAGUGGAUGCUGGGUUCUGAGGACCUGACGCCAGAGGAUGACAUGCCCAUUGGACGAAACGUACUCGAGCUCACAGACGUGCGCCAGUCCGCCAACUACACCUGCGUGGCCAUGUCUACUCUCGGCGUCAUAGAAACCGUUGCUCAGAUAACAGUCAAGUCUCUACCCAAAGCUGCAGGGACUCCGGUGGUUACUGAACGCACGGCGACGAGCAUAACUCUGACAUGGGACAGUGGCAACCCAGAGGCUGUGUCCUAUUACCUCAUCAUGUACCGCCCCAAGUCCUCUGAGGACUCCUUUAAGGAGAUUGACGGCGUGGCCACCACUCGGUACAGCGUGGGCGGCCUCAGCCCCUACUCUGACUACCAGUUCAAGGUGGUGGCUGUCAACAACAUCGGCCGUGGGCCCCCCGGCCAAACCAUAGAGGCGCGCACGGCGGAGCAGGCGCCCAGCUCCGCUCCCCGGAAGGUCCGAGGCCGCAUGCUGAGCGCCACCACGGCCAUCAUCCACUGGGAGGAGCCGGAGGAGGCCAACGGACAAGUGGUGGGCUACCGCGUCUACUACACCAUGGACGCCAACCAGAUGGUUCAUCAGUGGGAGAAGGAGAUCAUCCGAGGAGCCAACUUCAUCAGCAUACAGAAUCUGACACCCAACCGCACAUACUACAUCAGGGUGCUGGCCUUCACCUCAGUGGGAGACGGCCCCCUCUCCAAUGACCUGCAGAUCAUAGCCAAGACUGGGGUUCCCUCCCAGCCCACAGAGUUCAAGGCUGAGGCUGUGUCAGAGACGAGCAUCCAGCUCUCUUGGGUGCCUCCUGCUCAGACUAGCCCAGAAAACCACAUCACUGGAUAUGAGCUUAUUUACAGAAAGAGCAACGAGGCAGAGGAGCACAAGGUAACCUUCGACCCCAGCACCAGCUACCUCCUGAAGGACCUGAAGCCCUUCUCCUCCUACACCUUCCAGCUGGCUGCUCACAGUAAAGACGGGGUGGGCGCAUUCACCAGCGAAGUCGUCGCCGACACUCCUCAAACACAGCCUGUCGCUCCUCCUCAGGAGGUCAGGUGCUCCAGUCACAGUUCCACCAGUGUCUUGGUAAGUUGGCUCGCUCCACCUGAGGACUCUUUGAACGGAGAAAUAACAGGCUAUUCCAUCACAUACUUCCCCCUGAGGGACAGGGGCAAUGGCACGGCCAACAACAGCGCCCGUGUUCACGUCAACAGCCCACUUUCAGAAGCCACAACUUACCUGCUGCAGGGCCUGGAAAAGUGGACUGAGUACGGCAUCACUGUGAGCGCGGUCAACAAAGCCGGCACUGGACCUCCCAGCCUUGCUGUUGUCAUUCGCACAGAGGAGGAUGUUCCUAGUGGACCUCCACGCGGCGUGCAAGUCGAGGUCAUAAAUUCCACCUCUGCCAAGGUGACAUGGCGUUCGCCUGUUGCUAAGCAACAGCACGGUCCGAUUCGGGGGUACCAAGUGACCUACAUUCGUCUCAUUAGAGAUGAGCCAGUGGGGCAGCCCUGCAUCAGAGACCUUCUCACAGCUGGGUCUAAGGGGAAUGAUUCAGGGGAAUAUGAGUUGAUGAUAUCUGACAUGCUGCCGGAGACCUCGUAUGCAGUGUCUGUUGGUGCAUACACCACUAAAGGGGAUGGCACCCGCAGUAAAGCCAUUACCAUCACCACCCCUGCCCCAGUCCCUGAAAAACCACGCCUGACAGUGAGCCAACCGAGACCAGGUACAGCCCUGCUCCAGUGGCAUCCCCCGCUAAACCCCCUGAACCCGGUUUUGGGUUACCGACUCUCUUUUGGUCGAGCAGAUCACCCACCGCCGCCAGCGCUGGACCUUCCCGAGGAGGAACGGCGUUUCACCGUCUCUGAUUUGCAACAGGGCACCACCUACCGCUUCCGUCUGGCCGCCUGUAAUAAGAUGGGCUUCGGUCCAGAUGCAGUGCAAUUGCUGGCGACACCGGAGGGACAGCCUGGUAGUUACCCGCCAAACACGCAGGCCGUUGAGGCUAAUGCCACCGCCAUCGCUCUGACCUGGGGGGAGAUCCCAGUAAAUGAGCGCAAUGGUGUCGUCCUCAGUUACUUGGUCUGUUACCAAGGCAACGGCAGCCACGGUAAUGACUCAGCAGAAGUGUGUGUAUCUGUGGAGGAAUGCGCCGUGACUCUGACUGGCCUGCAGGCGGACAGUGUGUAUGAUGUAAGAGUGUGUGCACACACCAGCAAGGGCCCUGGUCCAUACAGCCCACCUGUCCAAGUCAAGACACUAACAUUGGAGGAGGAAGUGUUUGCCACAAACUUCCGGGUCAAAGCCGCCAUGAAAUCUGCCAUCCUGCUGAGUUGGGAGACCAGAGACAAGCAGAACAAAGCUCAGCCUUUCACUAUUCUAUAUGGAAACAGUCAAAGUGUGGAGGUGGAUGGCCGCCUCAAUAAGAAGCUCAUCUCCAACUUGCGUCCUGAAACCCAGUACUCCUUCCUGUUGACCAGUCGGGGUCCCAGUGCUGGAGGCCUUCAGCACCGCGUCAGUGCCGUCACUGCCCCAGAUCUUCUGCGCACAAAGCCCCUUCUGAUUGGCCGCCCAGAAGCCCAGGGAACUGUCACUAUGAAAUUACCCACACCACAGGGCACCACCAAAGUCAGAGGGUUCUAUAUUGUGGUGGUGGCUAUGAGGAGGCAGCGAGGAGGAAAGUUCCAGAAUCCUUGGAGUAACCCAGAUGACAUGGACCUGGAGGAGCUCCUAAAGGAGAUCAACAGUACAAGUAAGGGUUUGCGGCUCAGACGUCAUGUGGAGCCUCGGCCCUACAUCGCUGCCCAUUUUCAGAAGCUUCCAUCCGAGUUCACGCUGGGAGAUGGCCGCACCUACGGGAGCUUCCUGAACCGAGCUCUUCUGAGUGGACAAGAGUACACCUGUUUCGUACUGGCCCUCCUGGAACUCGCUGAAAAUACGACGUAUGCCACCAGCCCUUACUCAGACCCGGUGGCCACCUCUGACCUGGACCCCCAGCCCAUCGUGGACGAGGAGGAGGGGCUGCUGUGGGUGGUGGGGCCAGUGGCGGCAGUCAUCUUCAUUGUCUGCAUUGUCAUUGCCAUCCUCCUGUUCAAAAGGAAGCGUGCUGAGGUGGAGGGCAGGAAGUGUAGCUUCCCCAGCAGCAAAGCAAUGAGCUCCCAUCACCCCACUGAUCCCGUGGAGCUUCGCCGCAUCAACUUCCAGACCCCUGGCAUGGCCAGCCAUCCUCCUAUUGCUGUCAGCGAACUGCCAGACCAACUAGAGAGACUGAAGGCCAAUGAUAACCUCAGAUUCUCCCAAGAGUACGAGUCUGUUGAUCCAGGACAGCAGUUCACCUGGGAGCACUCUAAUCUGGAGGUGAACAAACCCAAGAACAGAUAUGCCAACGUCAUUGCAUACGACCACUCGCGAGUUCUGCUGUCCGGCGUUGAUGGUAUGCCAGGCAGUGAUUACAUCAAUGCCAACUACAUUGAUGGCUAUAGGAGGCAGAACGCAUACAUUGCCACACAGGGGCCUCUUCCUGAGACCUUCUGUGAUUUCUGGCGCAUGGUGUGGGAGCAGCACACAGCCAACAUCAUCAUGAUGACCAAAUUGGAGGAAAAAUCCAGGGUGAAAUGUGAUCAGUAUUGGCCCAGUAGAGGUACAGAGACAUAUGGACUCAUCCAAAUCACUUUGGUGGACACCCUGGAGUUAGCGACGUAUUGUGUAAGGACCUUUGCCAUGUUCAAGAAUGGCUGCAGUGAGAAGAGGGAGGUUAGGCAGUUCCAGUUCACCGCCUGGCCAGAUCAUGGAGUUCCAGAACACCCCACUCCAUUUCUGGCUUUCCUGAGGCGGGUGAAAGCCUGUAAUCCUCCCGAUGCUGGGCCCAUGAUUGUUCACUGCAGUGCUGGAGUGGGUCGCACCGGGUGCUUCAUUGUGAUCGACGCCAUGGUGGAGCGCAUCAAACAGGAGAAGGCGGUGGACAUCUACGGCCAUGUGACCCUCAUGCGAUCCCAGAGGAAUUACAUGGUGCAGACCGAAGACCAGUACGUAUUCAUCCAUGACGCCAUUCAGGAAGCCAUCACAUGUGGCAAUACAGAAGUGGCUGCACGCAACCUGUAUGCCUACAUCCAGCGCCUGACACAAAGCGAAGGUCCUGACAAUGUACCCGCCAUGGAGCUGGAGUUUAAGCGCCUGGCUGGAGCCAAGGCCCACACAUCACGGUUUGUUAGUGCCAACCUGCCCUGCAACAAGUUCAAGAACCGGCUUGUAAACAUCAUGCCCUUUGAGUCGACGCGUGUGUGUUUGCAGCCAAUAAGAGGAAUAGAGGGAUCAAACUACAUUAACGCCAGCUUUAUCGACGGCUACAGGCAACAGAGAGCAUACAUGGCAACCCAGGGUCCCCUGGCAGAGACCACAGAAGACUAUUGGAGGAUGCUCUGGGAACACAACUCCACCAUUGUGGUCAUGCUCACCAAACUCAGAGAAAUGGGCAGGGAGAAGUGCCAUCAGUACUGGCCAGCUGAGCGCUCUGCUCGCUACCAGUACUUUGUGGUGGACCCCAUGGCAGAGUACAACAUGCCUCAGUACAUCCUUCGAGAGUUCAAAGUGACUGAUGCCCGAGAUGGGCAGUCUCGCACUGUCCGGCAAUUCCAGUUCACAGACUGGCCUGAACAAGGAGUGCCAAAGUCCGGAGAGGGAUUCAUCGACUUCAUUGGUCAAGUUCACAAAACAAAAGAGCAGUUUGGACAGGACGGACCAAUUACAGUACACUGCAGUGCUGGUGUUGGCAGGACAGGAGUCUUCAUUACGCUAAGUAUUGUGCUGGAGCGCAUGCGCUAUGAAGGAGUCGUGGACAUCUUCCAGACCGUGAAGAUGUUACGCACCCAGAGGCCAGCCAUGGUGCAGACUGAGGACCAGUAUCAGUUCUGCUACAGGGCUGCCCUGGAGUACCUUGGGAGCUUUGAUCACUAUGCAACAUAAUAGCCUCUUCUCCCACGUCACCAAGGGCCAAGGCAGCUGCUCCAGCAGCCUCCUCGAGCAGCGCACAUGCCCUCCACUUGACAGCACUGUCCACCUGUGGCGUGAGAAAAUGCAAACCGCAAAAAAUAGCAUGAACCUCCCUGAUGCAACAAGACCUCCAUUAACAACCCUGACCAAGACGACCGAAAUGACAGGCUGCUCACCUAAGUCUUGUUUACAGCAACUAUAGUCACCAGUAACGAA
This is a messenger RNA of Engraulis encrasicolus (European anchovy), 6257 nucleotides long. Its product is annotated as receptor-type tyrosine-protein phosphatase delta-like. The transcript is spliced from 36 exons. Gene Ontology annotation, biological process: peptidyl-tyrosine dephosphorylation involved in inactivation of protein kinase activity. The record is from RefSeq and is a predicted model, not a curated record. The coding region runs from base 261 to 6014 and encodes 1917 amino acids. Gene Ontology annotation, molecular function: protein binding; protein tyrosine phosphatase activity. Lineage: Eukaryota; Metazoa; Chordata; Actinopteri; Clupeiformes; Engraulidae. Gene Ontology annotation, cellular component: signaling receptor complex.